AUGAAUCACACGUGGAGGCUUUAUAAGAGCAAAGUCAUGAAGACGCUCGAUCCGGAGUACGUGGACGACUCGGCGGAUGAGGUGAGUGAAGUGGAAGAAGACAUGAUGAGUCCAGUCCAGCAAGACGAAAGCCAAAACGCUGUCUUCCAGCUGGCCCGAAAAAUGCAAGGAGCAGGAGCCAAGAGCUGGAACAGACUAUCAGCCCUCUUCAACAAAGAUGAUCAACACCAACUACUGCAAGAGCCAGAAAGUCCUCCAGUUGCAGACCAUCCCCUUGCAGUAAAGCCUGAGGUACCUCCCCGUCCCACCAAAGCCCGCAGUGGAUUCUGGGACAGCUUUGCCGCCAACUGGGCAGCCAAGAAGCAAGCGGAGGCUGACGCCGCCGCUCAAAAGGCGACAGAGGAAACGGAAGCGGGGACAGUGGUGACCAAAGAGGACGACGAGGAGAAGGCAUCUCCAGGGCCUUCCGAGGAAGCCGAAACAGACGGCAUGGAGGCGGCGGAGGAAGACGAGCGGCGGGAGAGCAGCAACGACGGCUUCUCUAAAUACGUCACGCUGGGCGGCCAGGACGCUUCCUUCAAGUGGAACUUUGUCACCAGCAAACUGGCCGAGUUGAGGAGAGCCAGCCCAGCCGACACCGACUAA
Nerophis lumbriciformis (worm pipefish) is the source of this 645-nucleotide messenger RNA. NCBI's taxonomy places the organism in Eukaryota, Metazoa, Chordata, Actinopteri, Syngnathiformes, Syngnathidae. The record is from RefSeq and is a predicted model, not a curated record.